Erigeron canadensis is the source of this 2315-nucleotide messenger RNA. RefSeq names its product probable LRR receptor-like serine/threonine-protein kinase RKF3. Gene Ontology annotation, biological process: protein phosphorylation. The record is from RefSeq and is a predicted model, not a curated record. The transcript has a single exon. Gene Ontology annotation, molecular function: ATP binding; protein kinase activity. Bases 128 to 2113 code for a protein of 661 amino acids. Lineage: Eukaryota; Viridiplantae; Streptophyta; Magnoliopsida; Asterales; Asteraceae.
GGUCUACCACCUCAUCAAAUUCAAUUUUAAUCCCAUUUCUCUUCAUAACCGGAAUCUUUAUAAUAAAACCACACAAAUGAAUCUCAAAAACUAGUACAUCACGCUUCACCACUUGUACCUUCCCUCCAUGGCAACCACCACCACCACCACUACCCUGUAUCUAUUCAUCACCAUUUUUCUAACUUUAACAUUCUCCUCAGCUCAAAACGACACCGUUUCAUGUCCUCUAAACUUCAACUUAAUCCGUAACCUUGUUGGUACUAACCGCCCUUCCUCACUCAACAUCCUGGAUGCGUGUCGGUACACGCGCUUAGGCCUUCAGUUAGUCGAGUCCGAAUAUCUCAGCCGCACCAACUCCUUUACUCCGCCGCCGGCCGCUGCGGAAUCCUGCUGGUCCGCUUACCAAACCCUAGCCGACGACUUUUUUCCCAACUUUGACCUCCGAAAAAACUGCGGUUUUCAAACUAAUUGGAUUAGUACUUCAGGUUGUAUGAAUAUAAAUAACAAGACAGAUUUUGAACGUAGAAUUUCGCAAUCUGCGCGAAACGGCGUCGUUUCAGCUUGUAAUCAGUCGUUAUCCGGUUCGGCUUGUUCAGCGUGUACUGUUGCGCUUUCGAAUUUGCAAGCGGUUUAUUUAAACGGCGAAAGUAACGGAAAUUUAACGGAUUGUAAGACUUUUCCAUUUAUUUACACGGCGGCGUUUGUUAAUCGGUUCGGUCCGACCGAUAGAGGUACCGCAUUUUGUUUAUUUUCGCUUGAUUUUGUUUCGAAGAAAUCGAAUAAUAAACAUAAAGUUAUUGUGAUUGUGAUUGUUGUAAUUUUAGUAUCAUUUUUCGCCUUAGUUUUAUCGAUAGGAUUGUGGUAUUAUAGGAAGAAAAAAAUAAAGGAAAUGAGACGUAGGAGGAGGAUAAAUGGAAAUGGAAAUGAAAUGACUUCUGGAUCCGCGUUGGACGCGAUAUCCGGAAGUACUAGUUUAGUUAAGUAUACAAUUGAUGAAAUCAAAGAAGCUACUAGGAAUUUUUCGAGAGAGAAUAUAAUAGGGAGAGGAGGUUAUGGUAAUGUCUAUAAAGGUGUGUUGCCGGAUAAUACUGAAGUUGCGUUAAAACGGUUUAAGAAUUGUUCGGCGGCAGGUGAUGCUAGUUUUACACACGAGGUUGAAGUGAUUGCGAGUGUUCGUCAUGUGAAUUUGGUUGCGUUGAGAGGGUAUUGUAUUGCGACGACACAAUACGAGGGUUAUCAACGGAUUAUUGUUUGUGAUUUGGUUAGUAAUGGUAGUUUACAUGAUCAUCUUUUUGGGAUAGGGGUGAGGGGGAGGGUGAAUCUUACUUGGCCUAUACGCAGGAAGAUUGCGUUAGGUACGGCUAGAGGGUUGGCUUAUUUGCAUUAUGGGGCGCAGCCUGCGAUUAUUCAUAGGGAUAUUAAAGCGAGUAAUAUACUUUUGGAUGAGAACUUUGAAGCUAAAGUGGCGGAUUUUGGGUUGGCUAAGUUUGCACCUGAAGGUGCAACUCAUUUGAGUACUAGGGUGGCUGGAACUAUGGGUUAUGUUGCUCCAGAGUAUGCGUUGUAUGGCCAGUUGACGGAGAGAAGUGAUGUUUAUAGCUUUGGGGUUGUUUUGUUAGAGCUUUUAAGUGGUAAAAAGGCUUUAUUAGAGGUUGGGGAUGGUCAACCAGUGCUUUUAGCUGAUUGGGCUUGGUCAAUGGUGCGAAAAGGUACACCAUUAGAAGUUAUUGAUAGUGAAAUGACCGAAUGUGGUUCGCCAGAGAUCAUGGAGAAGUAUGUUUUGGCUGCGGUUCUUUCGUCUCAUCCACAGUUAUAUGCUAGACCCACGAUGGAUCAAGUGUUGAAGAUGUUAGAUACGGAUUUACCCGUUCCUUCGAUACCCGAAAGGCCGAUACCACUUAUAGCUGGACUUGAGGAUAUUGAGAGAUCUAUUAGUAGUAGUGGAUCAGGUCAGUUAUCAACUCCUAGAGGGUAUCAAGCAUAUACACAUGAGAUGGAUGGGAGAUCGGCCGCAAUGGUAGAUAUGGACGGACUAUCUGCCACUGUAAAGGAGGAGGAGGAGGAGGAUGACAACGAUGAAGACGAGAAAGCCCGUCUUUCAAGUGACAGAUAGCAUCCACCAGAGGUGCAAUUUCAUGACUCAUGACUGUGCUACUUUGGUCAUUUUUUGCCCGGCCUGCGUUUGUUAUUGUAAAAAAAAUUGAGUUCCAGUCUUAUAAUUGUAUAUAAUCUUUUACAGUUCACAAUAAUUUUUCUUCCAUUAUUAUUAAUCACUCGAUUGUAAAAGUAAGAAAAUGAAGGAAAUUUUUUAUUCA